Messenger RNA from Exophiala viscosa, 2670 nucleotides. Its product is annotated as adaptin N terminal region-domain-containing protein. The coding region runs from base 1 to 2244 and encodes 747 amino acids. Gene Ontology annotation, biological process: vesicle-mediated transport; intracellular protein transport. Gene Ontology annotation, cellular component: membrane coat. Lineage: Eukaryota; Fungi; Ascomycota; Eurotiomycetes; Chaetothyriales; Herpotrichiellaceae. The record is from RefSeq and is a predicted model, not a curated record. Gene Ontology annotation, molecular function: clathrin binding. The transcript is spliced from 5 exons.
AUGGCGAUGAACAGGAUGAGGAACGCCUUCGCGCCCCCUAAGAAGGGCGAAACAUUUGAGCUGAGGGCCGGACUUGUAUCACAGUAUGCCUAUGAACGCAAAGAAGCGAUUCAGAAAACGAUCAUGGCAAUGACAUUAGGCAAAGAUGUGUCGGCCCUAUUUCCAGACGUCCUCAAGAACAUUGCGACCGCAGACCUUGACCAGAAGAAGCUGGUGUAUCUAUACCUCAUGAAUUACGCAAAAUCACAUCCCGAUCUCUGUAUCCUCGCCGUCAACACGUUCGUACAAGAUUCCGAAGACCCAAAUCCGCUCAUCCGUGCCUUGGCAAUACGAACAAUGGGUUGCAUAAGAGUGGACAAGAUGAUUGACUAUAUGGAAGAACCUCUGAGGAAGACUCUGAGCGACGAAUCACCGUACGUGCGGAAGACUGCUGCGAUAUGUGUUGCAAAGCUAUUCGACCUCAACCCUGCCAUGUGUCUCGAAAAUGGCUUCCUCGAACGAUUGCAGGAGAUGAUUGGGGAUCCAAAUCCGAUGGUGGUCGCCAACUCCGUACAAGCACUGGCUGAGAUCAAAGAAUCCGCGCCCGAAACCAAUGCCCUGCAGAUUACGCCAAAUACCCUGAAGAAGCUGUUGAUGGCACUCAACGAAUGCACUGAAUGGGGAAGAGUGACGAUCCUCAGUACACUUGCGGACUAUAAGGCCCACGACCUAAAAGAAGCCGAACACAUCUGUGAAAGAGUAGCUCCUCAAUUUCAGCACGUUAACUCCAGCGUUGUCUUAUCCGCGGUCAAGGCGGUCUUUCUGCAUAUGCAACAUCUUCCUGUGGAAACUCAGAAGUCGUACCUGAAGAAAACGGCUCCUCCCCUCGUCACACUGGUUGCUUCGGCUCCUGAAGUGCAAUACGUGGCACUGCGCAAUAUCGACCUUUUACUCCAAAAACAGCCAGACAUUCUCAGCAAAGAAAUCAGAGUCUUCUUCUGCAAAUACAAUGAUCCUCCGUACCUCAAAUUCCAGAAACUUGAUAUCAUGGUGCGCAUUGCAAACGAGGGGAAUGUGGACCAGUUGCUAGCUGAAUUGAAAGAAUACGCCUUGGAAGUGGACAUGGACUUUGUGCGCAGAGCAGUCAAAGCGAUCGGCCAGGUCGCUAUCAAGAUCGAGAGUGCCAGUGAGAGAUGCGUGAACACGCUCUUGGACCUGAUCAACACCAAGGUCAACUAUGUCGUGCAAGAAGUCAUCGUUGUCAUCAAAGAUAUCUUCAGAAAGUAUCCUGGAUAUGAAGGCAUCAUCCCCACACUGUGCAAGUGCAUAGACGAAUUGGACGAACCCAACGCGAGAGGCUCAUUGAUAUGGAUCGUGGGCGAGUAUGCUGAAAAGAUCAGCAAUGCUGGUGAUAUUCUGGGUGGUUUUGUGGAUGGCUUUGCUGAAGAGUUCACACAGACCCAGCUCCAAAUCUUAACAGCAGUCGUCAAGCUGUUCUUGAAACGGCCGCAGGCUGCCCAAGGUCUUGUGCAGAAGGUCCUCCAUGCUGCAACUGCGGAGUCCGACAAUCCAGACAUUCGCGAUCGAGCAUACGUCUACUGGCGACUUCUCUCGAACACAACCGAUCAAAACGCCCCGAAAAACAUUGUUCUCUCUGAAAAGUCCCCAAUCACAACAACCAUCCAAUCGUUACCGCCAGCAUUGCUUGACAGACUGCUCGCAGAGCUCUCGACGCUCGCCUCGGUGUAUCACAAACCGCCAGAACAGUUUGUCGGCCAAGGCCGCUUCGGAGCCGAUGCUGUCCAACAGGCAGCCAUCGAUGAACAAGUGCAAAAUUCAAGAGAAAAUCCUCUGGCAGCGGCAGCCGCUGCAGCUGCCGUGGAGGGCACGCUUCCAGAGGCACAGAAUAACGUGGAAAAUCUGCUGGAUAUAGACUUUGAUGGGUCUGCUCCUGCAUCGGUAUCCGAGAAGCCGACGAAUGGUCUUUCCGGACUCGAAGGCCUUGCUGGGACGCCGCAGCGAGUUGAUUCACCAGCCGUUGGCCAAGCGCCUGCCAACAAUAUGGAUGAUCUGCUCGGGGUUUUCGGCAACGGAGGAUCCUCCACCAUGCCUAAUACUGCCGGUUUUGCCGCCAUGUCAGACAGUGAUAUCAUGAACGGCUUUGCGUCCAUGGAUCUGUCAAACUCUCAACCCCCGCCCCCAGGCGAGCAACUCCAAAAGGCGGGCGGAAAGAAGACGAAUGAGGACUUGCUGUCACUAUUCUAGUCGGUCCGAAAAGAAAGCUGCCAGUACGGCUGUGAAUCGCCGUCAUAUGUAUGGACAUGCGCAGACGUUCGACGUAAGAAGCCAUCGCACAUUUAUAUUGCACCGAAUGGCCAAAAGACAUCCGUCUUCAUCAAGAACAUGAGCAGCAUUCCGGACAAAGCCUCGCUCGCUGUCUGCGCCGCAGAUGCAGGACAUUCAUAUCAAGAGUCGACCCUCCGUCAUGUCUGCAAGUCGCUCGCGCGGCUUGCCAAAUUGUGGAAUACUAGCCGUAUCCACUCGUCGGCUCAGAUGAAGAUACAGCGUUCUGUUUGGAUAUUGUGAUUAAUCCAUGUGCGCACCCAGCCCGCUGGUCCUGGGUAUACAUUCAAUGUGCAUAUGGUAGAAGACGAUGUAAACUACUGUUCAUGUGUGUGUCUACCCCUGUUG